Molecule: messenger RNA, 297 nt
Organism: Adineta ricciae
Lineage: Eukaryota; Metazoa; Rotifera; Eurotatoria; Adinetida; Adinetidae
Source: the annotation of a GenBank genome assembly
AUGGCAACAAACAAUGGUUGUUCGAGUGAACAAUUCGUGAUUCCUGUCAAUCAAUCAUCAACACCGUUCGUAUUGAAAGUAUUAAUUACAAACAUCUUUCAAAUCGCCGGACUAUUUGUAGAAAUACAACUGAUAAUGUUUAUCGAAAUCAAGCACAACAGUAUCAUCGAGUUGAAAUGGCCAUCUCUCAGAAGUGCAAUUACACCAGUGGAACGCCCUCAUUCUCAUACAUCAAACACCGAACCAAUGCACAUUGACAAUAGCCAUACACAUGCAGCUGUUGCUCAUCCUCGAUAG